GGGAACCUCCCCGCCUUUGCUCGAAAAGAAAAGAGAGAAAACGAAACCGAUCUCCGCAGCGCUUCCUUUCCCGGGCUGGAGGCAGCCAUGGCGUCCGGGGGUCCCGUCCAAGAGCUCUCUGAGGAACUCACUUGCUCCAUCUGCCUGGAGUAUUUCAGGGACCCGGUGAUGCUCACCGAGUGCGGCCACAACUUCUGCCGACUCUGCCUGACCCGCAGCUGGGGGGAGCCGCCGGCAGACGCUUCCUGCCCCCAGUGCAGAGAAAUGGUUCAGCCGAGGAACCUGAAGCCAAAUCGACAGCUGGCGAACGUGGUCGAAAUUGCCAAGAAGCUCCGUCUUCAGGGGGAGAGGGAGAGGGAGGUAAAGGCAGUGGAAGGAAAGGGGAGAGCCUGCGAGAAGCACCAGGAGCCCCUCAAGCUCUUCUGCCGAGAGGAUCGAGGCCUCAUCUGCGUGGUCUGCGACAGGUCCAAGGAGCACAGACAUCAUGACGUGAUUCCCGCGGACGAGGCUGCCCAAGAGUAUAAGGAUAAACUACAUAGCCACACUGGGAUUCUGAGGAAGGAGAGAGAAAAAAUUCUGGCCUGGAAAGAAGACACAGAAAAGCGAACCCAAGGCCUGCUUGAGCAAAACGAAUCUGAGAGGCAGAAGAGAGUGGCUGAGUUCAGGAAACUGCACCAGUUUCUAGAGGAACAGGAGAAACUUCUGCUGGCCCAGCUGGAAGAAGUGAAGAAGGAGAUUGUAAGAGAAAGGGACGAGCACCUGGCCAGACUCUCUGGGGAACUAUCCUCUCUCGAAAGUGUCAUCCAUGAGAUGGAGGAGAAGAUUCAGCAGCCAACCAGUGAACUCCUGCAGGAUGUUGAAAGCAUCUUGAAGAGGUGUGAGAAGACAGAAGAGUUUGGGAAUUCAGCCUCUUUAGCUCCAGAGAUGAUAUGGUGGACCAACAGUGUCUGGGACAUGCAUUCCUUUCUGGCAGCUGAUAUGAAAAAAUGCAAAGAUGCCCUGGCAUCUCAGAUUCGGCCACAGAGAGCUGGGGCCAGGGCCGCCAAGCUGCCACAAGCCUACUCCCAGGGCUUCCCGGCUGGCCCAUGCAUCGCCUCCUCUCUGGGCCGCCAGCCCCAUCGCCGCCGCAGUCGGGCUCGGCCGGGCCCAAGGCCUCCUGGCUCCACCUCCGUGCACACUGGGGAGAGACAGCUGCCAAAUUCUGCACCUGCUGGACCACCGCCAGCUGCCACCGUCCUUGGGAGGCCCACAGCUGCAACCUUCAGCUUCCCACUGGUGCCAGCAGCAGAUGUGACUCUGGAUCCUGACACGGCCCAUCCCCAACUCAUCCUGUCUGAGGAUCGGCAGAGCGUGAGAUGUGAAGGCAAGGCUCAACCGCUGCCCAACAAUCCUGAGAGAUUUGAUGAAAGAACUGCGGUGCUGGGACGUGAGGAGUUCACAUCAGGCCAGCAUUUCUGGGAAGUCACUGUGGAGUGUGAGGGAUGGUGGGCUGUGGGGGUGGCCAGAAAGUCUGUGAGGAGGAUGGGAGAUAUCGUCUUUAGUCCUGAGGAAGGGAUCUGGGCUGUGGGGAAAAUGGGUUUGAGCUACGUGGCUCUCAGUCACCCCCAGAGGUAUCAUCUUGGUCUGAAUGGGAAGCUCAAAAGGAUCCGAGUGGCUCUCAACUACGACAAAGAGCAAGUGGACUUUUUCGACCCUGACACAGCAGACCACCUCUAUACAUUCUCAGCUGCAUCCUUCUGUGGAGAGCCGCUUUUGCCAUUCUUUUGGGUUUCUAGAACGGGCUACCUCAGCCUCCCUCAAAGUCACAACACUGGGGCUACUUUGUAAUGGACCAAAGGCAACUGCUUAGGACACUCGGAGGUGUGGUGUUUCCCUUCAUAUUGGAAUCAGAAUGUGUAUACGGGUUGAGCUUCGUUUGUCUUGGGAGUGCUGCUGGAUUCUAGCUUCAGUCUCACUUCUCUUUAUUAGUUCUUGCAUUUACGUGCUAAUUUGCUGCCAUUCGUUGAUUUUACCGGCUACCUGAUCCAAUUUCAGCUCUACUUCCUUUCCUUGAAGACAUCUUCUUGUCCCACUGUAUCUGAAGAAGUGUGCUUGCACUUUAUACU
This is a messenger RNA of Gekko japonicus, 2105 nucleotides long. Its product is annotated as E3 ubiquitin-protein ligase TRIM41-like. NCBI's taxonomy places the organism in Eukaryota, Metazoa, Chordata, Lepidosauria, Squamata, Gekkonidae. Gene Ontology annotation, molecular function: zinc ion binding; protein binding. Bases 88 to 1827 code for a protein of 579 amino acids. The transcript is spliced from 8 exons. The record is from RefSeq and is a predicted model, not a curated record.